AUGUCGACUAAUUCCAGUGAGCGCACGGUGAGUGCAACCGUGACGUCGUCGACAACCCCCACCAACCUCACUACCGCCCACCACCUUGUCUCCCUCAAACUCACGACCAAAAAUUAUUUAUUUUGGCGUACUCAGUUAAUACCAUUCCUACGCGGGCAAGGCUUGCUCGGUUAUGUCACUGGCGAUACACCAUGUCCGGCUGCGUUGAUCCUUCCGCCGGCGACCAGUGACGCAAGCUCCGGUGCCGCGCCGUCUACUCCGACCCCCAAUCCGGCGUAUGGUUUUUGGAUCCAACAAGACCAAAGCAUACUGUCGCUCCUUAUCUCGUCCUUAUUGGACGAGGUUAUGUAUCUUGCAGUGGGCAGAGAUACAUCCCGGGCGGUGUGGACGUCGAUCACUUCGGCGUUAGGAUCGUCGACGAGGGCAAGGUGCUUAAACCUUCUUGCGCAGUUUCAGAGUCUCCGUCAGGCCGACAGCUCGGCCGGAGAAUACGUUGGACGGGCGCAGCUGGUCGUGGAGGACUUUGCGCUCGCCGGCCGACCGGUGUCACUCGACGAACAGAACCUCUACGUCUUCUGA
Messenger RNA from Ipomoea nil (Japanese morning glory), 579 nucleotides. RefSeq lists its product as uncharacterized. Lineage: Eukaryota; Viridiplantae; Streptophyta; Magnoliopsida; Solanales; Convolvulaceae. Bases 1 to 579 code for a protein of 192 amino acids. The transcript has a single exon. The record is from RefSeq and is a predicted model, not a curated record.